Messenger RNA from Durusdinium trenchii, 3220 nucleotides. NCBI's taxonomy places the organism in Eukaryota, Dinophyceae, Suessiales, Symbiodiniaceae. The record is from the annotation of a GenBank genome assembly.
CACAGCUUUGCCUCCCCAACCCACCAACCUCCGCCAUGACGCCAUGCUGGCGCCCGGGCGGCCCGGAGCCGGGCCUCAGCCGGCCCUCGCCCGCGCCGUACGGGCUGUACGGGCCGUACCGGCAGGUUUGCCACCAAGGCAGAUAGCAUGGCCUUGGGUGUCCUCUGCCCUUGUGGCCUUCUACCGUUGCGCCGCGCGGCGCGCUCACCGCACGCCCUGCGCUCGUUGCGCUGCGCGCGGAACUGCCCGCGCGUCCGAAAGUGGGCCACGGUUGCCCAGCGUGUACUCGGCAGAGGAGGUGGCAGAGGCCUGUCAGAGCCAUGGUUCCCAGGUCUUCCAGCGGUUCCUGCAGGUUUUCGCCCGCUUCAGCGGCUGGGCCACGCGCGCGUGGGCGCAGUGGGGCAGCCGGCGGAGCGCGGAGGAGCAGCUGGCACAGGAGCUCAGAGAAGCUUUGGUGGAGCUGGGGCCCAGUUUUGUGAAGGUUGGGCAGAUGCUCUCCAGUCGUGUGGACUUGCUACCGCCAGCGUAUGUGGAGGAGCUGGGACGCCUCACGGACCGCGUGGCACCCUUCCCCAAAGAGGAAGCCGAAGCAAUCCUCAAAGAGGCUUGGCCAGAUCGCGCCCUGGAGGCCCUGCCGUCGCAGCCAGUAGCUGCAGCUUCUUUGGGGCAGGUUUACUGCCUCGACCUGGAGCAACAUGGCUGCGUGGCCGUGAAGGUACAGAGGCCUGGCAUUCGAGGGCAGAUUUGCGUCGACCUGUACAUCCUCCGCCACUUGGCCGGAUGGGUCCAACGCUUCUUCCAACUCAAUACCGAUCUUCCUGCGUUGGUGGACGAGUAUGGGGCACGCUUAGUGGAUGAGCUCGACUUCACACGAGAGGCCGAGCGCUCCGUUGCCUUCUCCCGCUUCGCCAGCAAGCUCUCCUUGGGUUCCGUCACCACGGCACGGCCCGUCCCAGAGCUGACCACGUCUUCAGUCCUGGUCACCGAAUGGGUGCAGGGCGAACGCUUGGAGCUCACGGCCGCUCGCGACCUGGAGGAGGCCCAGCGGCUCCAAGCCGUGGCCAUGACCUGCUAUCUGGCCAUGUUGCUGGAGCUCGGAUCACUUCAUGCGGACCCACAUUGGGGAAACCUCUUGCGAAGAGAGGAUGGGGUGCUGGUCAUCAUCGACUGGGGGCUCGUGGCGGACAUCGACGAUGGCCUCCGGAGGCAGAUCCUCCGCUACGUGGCCAACAUUUUGUCAAACGACUACGACGCCAUCCCUGCCGACUUGGUGGCCAUGGGUUUCAUUGCCCCUCGUGGGCUUAUGGCCAUGGAGGAAAAGCAGGUGGCUCGCUCCAUCAGUGACGUCUUCCAAAGCUUGGCUGCAGGUGGUACAGCCCAACAGCGAAUCGCGGACGUUCUGCCUGCGUUGGCGGAGAUCAAGCAGCAACACGGGAGCAUUGGGCAGAUCCCAGCGCCCUUCGUGUACAUCUUGCGGUGCUUCAGCAUUCUGGAGGGGCAUGGACUCCGCUUGGAUCGCAACUACCGCAUCGUGGAGGAUUGCUACCCGUAUUUGGCCAACUGGGCCCUCCGGGCCAAAGCCUCGGAGGCUCCCCUCAUCCGAAGCGUCUUGUAUGGGCCGAGAGUGCAAGGGGCGGUGGCGGUGCCAGAUGUGAACCAGGUGCUGCGGCUACUUCGGGGCUUGCCACGCUUGCAGGAUUUGCAGGAGGCUUCUGAAGGAGGCCAACUGGCAGAGGAGCUCCGGACAUCGCUGAGGAGCCUGCGACGAGCUCGGGCCUUGCAAGAGGUCUUGCUACAUGAGGCUGCACGAACACUGGAUGUGCUUGGCCGCGAGGUGGCGGAGGCCUCCCUUGGCCCAGUGUUGGCCACCUUGGGCUUCGAGCGGAACGAGGAGGACGAAGCGGUGCUGGGGGCGUUGAAGGCCAUGCAGAACGCACUGCAAGAAGAACUGGUGGCCGGAGAGGCGCGGAUCAAACGACGAGCAGUGGGGAAGACACCAAACCGAUGUGAAUAAAUACUGUAAGUAUCUGUAAGUAAUUAUUUAGUAGAUAGGGAGGGGAGAGAUUUGUGUCACAACCCCCUUGAGAUGUGUUUGAGGUCCACGGCUUUGGGUCCAAGAAGCGCAUUUUUGAGACUGCACUGAUGCUGGUCUUGGGAUUUGAGUGCUGGGCCAUCCUAAAGGAGAUGCAAACUGGCCAGUGGUAGGUUUUGCGUGCCUUGCGCUUAUGAUGACUCGAUAGAGUGUGUUUAUGAUUGUUUAUGCAUUAACAAAUCGUCAGUAAAAUCCCACUCUAAUUGACCGUGGGGUUCAAUGUAGGGUAGCGAAAAGUUUCAGUGGGGUUCUGUUCAAAUUGCCCAUGUUUUUUUUGUGCUGCAGAUAUGCUGAACGAAGCAAUUUCAGCGAUUCACGUCAUUGAAGCGGAUCACAGAAUAGAACUUGGAGAAGUCACACCCACGAGGUUUGGCUGCCAGCUGAACAGCGAGGAGCAUAAACCAAAAGGUGAACUGGGACCCAAACAGAAACCUGCCACUAAGCAGGUUGAGAUCUUGUUGCCACCUCCGCGGUAGCCUCGAGGGCCUCGAUGCUUCCGCGGAAGCCGCGGCUGCCGCCCGCUACUAUCGCCCUUGCGGCCAUCAUAUACACAACAAUUGUUGAGCGACAUCUUGCCUGAAGGAGCACAGAUGACGGCACACCAAUUGCUGAUCUCGGACGUGACGAAAAAGAGUCACAUCUUUUUAAAGGAGCAGCAGACCCCAACAAGGCUGCUGCAAGAAGCCCAUGAGCUGCAUGUGAUCGGGCCCGGGUGCCUGGGGCCCAGGGGACGACAAUGCCACUUUGCCGUGUGUUUAUAAGUUUAUUGAAUCUGUGGCAACCCUUUGGUUUUGACCAGCAUUGUGAUUUAACAUGAUUUAUAUAACACCCUCCACGUAUUUUGGGUGAGUAGCGAUGUGAGGGAAUGGGCUGGGUUCAGAAAUGCAAGUUGUGCCCAGACGCCAAGCUGCUGCAACGGGCCAGCUUGGGGAAAGAGCCAAUUCUUGAAAGAAGGCUGAAGAACUCAUCCGGAGCCCCUUUCGCAGGUUUGUGCAGAGCCUUUUGAGACGAAUGGGCACAAGGCUAAACGCUCGUCAAGGCCUCUUUGAGAGUGCUGAUGUGGCCCGAGUGCUUUGGGAGGCGAGACCCUUCGCUAUGGCUCUGCAGAUGCGUUUGAUGGCCAUGCUG